Plutella xylostella (diamondback moth) is the source of this 2145-nucleotide messenger RNA. Its product is annotated as beta1,4-N-acetylgalactosaminyltransferase B. Lineage: Eukaryota; Metazoa; Arthropoda; Insecta; Lepidoptera; Plutellidae. The record is from RefSeq and is a predicted model, not a curated record. Gene Ontology annotation, biological process: glycosphingolipid biosynthetic process; carbohydrate metabolic process. Gene Ontology annotation, cellular component: Golgi apparatus. Gene Ontology annotation, molecular function: N-acetyl-beta-glucosaminyl-derivative 4-beta-N-acetylgalactosaminyltransferase activity; galactosyltransferase activity.
AAUGUAAACAAACCAAAAUUUCUUCUAAUUUUAUUUUUUAUUUACGAGAACAAAAUUGCCCUUUACCUUUAUUAAUGCCAUUUUGUUACUUACCAAACUCACCGAAACAUGUACAAGCGUCGAAACGUGUGGAAGAACUUCCUUUGCUACGGAUUGGUUUUCAGUUGCUUCGUUUUCGUCAUAAACCUGUUUUUCACGAGCCGCCCAGCUAGCCCUCCAUCCUACGUGGAGUUAAAGCGAGAAGAUAUGCUUCAGAAUCUGGUCGAGGUGACUAGUAAGAACCUCACAAGCUACGCGUACGAGGAGUGUGAAUACCGGAGCGUGGUUCUGGAGUCGGCGGUCCUGUCUCCGAGUGCUGAGGCAGGCUGGUCCCUCGGCCGAGGCGUCAGGGACGGCGGGGUGUACGCGCCGAGCGAAUGCCGUCCUAAGUACAGCGUUGCCGUCAUUGUCCCCUAUAGGGAAUCAGUGAGCCGCCUCUACAAGUUCCUGAUGUUCAUGCACAGCUUCCUGCAUCAUCAGCAGCUCCACUACCGCCUCUACAUCGUGGAGCAGAUGGACACGGAGCCGCUCAACCGAGCCAGGUUGCUGAACAUCGGAGCUGCGGCCGCCAUAGAGCACGGGUUUCCUUGCCUGAUACUGCACGACCUCAAUCUGUUGCCAGUGAGGCCCGCCAACCUGUAUGCGUGUACGAAGCUGCCUAGAUUAAUGACACACUAUGUUAAAUAUAGAUUACCAUACACUGUAAUAUCUACAAAUAGUAUAAUAGCAAUAACUUCUAAGCAAUUCAAGACAAUAAAUGGAUUAAGCAAUAAAAACGAUGACUGGAUCGAGGGUUUGGAUGCCAGGCUGGAGGCUCACGAGCUCAAGAUGUGCCAGUUUGAGCCCGAAGUCAGCAAGUACUAUAAUAUAGAAUAUGAUGAGUCUGACUGGGUUACCAGCCUAAAUCAAGAGCGGCAAUCAACAACGAAACAAUAUACUGAUGACGAUGGAAUAAGCACCAACAAAUAUACCAAAGUAUCCACGGUGCUGCACCCACAGUUCACACACAUCAUGGUAGACCUGGCUGUACGCUCGUAUAUUAACUUAAACUAUGCGUAAUAAUCCUUAUAAUGAAAAAGGACCAAUUUGUUUUGUUGAUGUAUUGUGUUUCCUGAGUAAAAAUGUGUAAGACGGUGCCGUAAGGAAAUAGAUAAAUCUGUAGUGUCUUUCUUAAUAGAUCUGAUAACUAAGGUAAAUUUAAAUAACCAUAUCUAUUAGAGAUAAAUUUAAUUAUAAGGAUAUCUGAGUAGAAAGUGCCUCUUAAUUUAUGUUGUGGAUAUCAGAAGUUUAUUAUAAUUUAAUUACUAAUAAAAAUUGUGAAAAGAAUAGGCCACGCCUAUCUAAAUUUGUAACCAGAUUUUUUGUGAAAAACUCAAAUGCAAAUGUGUCUUGUAAAACUUUAAACUCCGUUAUUGCCCAAAAAUGCCUUAAUUCGAGUACAAAAUCUUAAUUUUAAAUUAAAUAUACUUAGGCUAGUUAUUAGUGAUACGCAUUUGUCAGCCUGAAUUCCUAGUACCUAUCUAAUUUAGAUUCUAAGAGACCGAUUAUUGAUUGUAUGUUCCUAUUAGCUAUGCCAUUAAGCUUUAUUAUGAACUGUCAAUUUUACAUCUCUACAUGCACCUUAUUUAGAAAAUUAAAUGGCAUAAACUCAUAAAAUAACGAUAAAAUGAAGUACCUAUGACAGACCUAACUAAUUUCUAGUUCCUAAAAAUUAGGCAGUAAAUAUCAUACCUAUGUGAUAGAAAGAUUCAAUAAUCAUAAUAGUUAUUACUAUAAUUAUUAUGGGUUAAAUUGCCCUGAGCGUGUUUUCGGCAUAUCACUGUAUUUAACAAAUUCUAGUCAUCAUCUGUAGUGAAGUUGUGAUAGUAAAUUUGAUAGUGAGAUUAGUUUAGUGAUUAGAAUGAGAUAUACGAGAUGACCUAGAAGGUAAAGAAAUGGUAGAUCAUUGCAAAAAUAAGAAUGUUAAUGUUAUAUUUAUGUAUUUUGUCAUUGCAUGCGCUAAUUUAACGGUAUGCGUUCCUUUUAUGCACAAAUCUUAAAAAGAUAACAAACAUUGGGUGUCUUCUAACAAUUGUUUUGAAUAAUAAACAGAUUUUUAUAUAAAAC